UUAGCCCUGGAAUGUAUACACUGUCUCCCUGCCCAGCGGUUCUUUCACAAAGCUCUAGAAAACUGUGAAAGCGCCUUCAGCAUAAACAAAUCCAGAGCUCUCCCAGGACAAAUCAUUUGCCAACUGAAGGAAAGGCCUGGGAUUAUGGUUUCACUUGGAGCCAGAGGUGGAAACUCCGGAGGGACGAGACAGACCAGGCAUCAGCGGGUGGCACUGCGGCAGAACAAGAUUAUCUGAAGAUGCUAUUUGCCUGUUACCUUUGAGAGUAACCAUAACCAUAAAAAGAAGUGUGAGCUGUGAGGUCUGGAGUGCAGGUGGCCUCCCCUUCCAAUCUUCACUAAGGGAUUUUUUUUGGCGAUACCCUCACACAUCUUGGAGAAAGGACACAGAUGCUCUAAGUCUUGGAGACCCUGUAGCCAAACCCUCCAGCUCAUGCUCCCUCCUGGUACUUCUUCUCCUCUUUGCAAGAUGAACGAGGCAUUGCCAGAUGGGCUGCUCUUCAAAGACCACGACUUCUCCUCUGAAUUGUUGAGGCAGCUCAACGGUUUAAGACAAAACAGCAUCCUGACUGAUGUGUGCAUCUGCGCCGGGGCCUGGGAGGUCCCCUGCCACCGAAAUGUGCUGGCCUCCAGCAGCCCCUAUUUCAGGGCCAUGUUCUGCAGCAGCUUCCGGGAGAGCAGGGAGGCCAAAGUCCAGCUGAAGGGCAUCGACUCCAUGACGCUGGAGCAGAUAGUUCUGUACGUGUACACGGGGGCGGUGCACAUCACAGCGGACAACGUUCUGCCCUUGAUGGAGGCUGCCUCCAUGCUCCAGUACCCCAAGCUGUUUGAGGCCUGCUCCUCCUACCUCCAGAGCCAGCUGACCCCCAGCAACUGCCUGGGCAUGCUCAGACUCUCUGAGAUCUUAAGUUGCGAGACCCUCAAGAAGAAAGCCAGGGAGGUGGCCCUGACGUACUUCCCAGAGGUGUCCACUUCGGCAGACCUGAAGGAGCUCUGUGCUUUGGAGCUGAGAGACUACCUGGGAGAUGAUGGGCUCUGUGGGGAGGAGGAGAAGGUGUUUGAGGCCCUCAUGGUUUGGAUCAAGCAUGACCUCCAGGCCCGGAAACGAUACAUGCAGGACCUGUUCCAGCUAGUCAGGCUUCAGUACAUCCACCCGGCCUUCUUCCAUCACUUCAUUGCCAAUGAUGCCCUCCUGCAGUCCUCGCCUUCAUGCCAGAUCAUCUUGGAGACAGCCAAGAGGCAGAUGUUUCCUUUGUAUGGUGCCACCAGUGCCCCAGACCUUCAACCUCCAUGGCACGUCCCCCCAAGAAACUCUUACCAAGACUUCCUCAUCCUCUUGGGUGGAAGGAAGAACAGCCAACAGACCACCCGGGAUGUUCUGCUGUACAGCAGACAGACUGGCCAAUGGCAGAGCCUCGCCAAGCUCCCGACCCGGCUCUACAAGGCCACAGCCGUCGCCUUGCACCGCAGCGUCUACGUGCUGGGAGGCAUGGCUGUCGGCGCCCAGAAGAGCGUGCCUAGUCACAACGUCUACAUCUUCUCCCUGAAACUCAAUCAGUGGAGCCUGGGGCAGCCCAUGCUGGUGGCCCGCUACUCCCACAGGAGUACCACCCAUAAGAACUUCAUCUUCUCCAUUGGGGGGAUUGGAGAAGGGCAGGAGGUCAUGGGCUCCAUGGAGAGAUUCGACAGCAACUGCAACGUCUGGGAGAGCAUGGCCAGCAUGCCAGUGGGGGUUCUCCACCCUGCAGUUGCUGUGAAAGACCAAAGGCUCUACCUUUUUGGGGGAGAGGACAUCAUGCAGAACCCUGUGCGCCUUAUCCAGGUAAAUGGCUGGUCCUUCCCAUCGUGUAAGCGCAUGAGAUCCCACCUCUCCUUGAAAGUGUACCCGUAA
Molecule: messenger RNA, 1890 nt
Organism: Hipposideros armiger (great roundleaf bat)
Lineage: Eukaryota; Metazoa; Chordata; Mammalia; Chiroptera; Hipposideridae
Gene: KLHL38
Product: kelch like family member 38
Exons: 3
Coding region: 433-1890 (485 amino acids)
Molecular function (GO): protein binding
Source: RefSeq, a predicted model, not a curated record